UCAAUGUUCAGUUUUCAUGUUGAUUCCUGGUUUGGAUUUCGUUAAGGCUGUUCAGAUUUACAUAAUUGGAUGAGGUAUUAUGCAAUGCUUGGCUUGAAUAGUUGUCUUUUCAUUUGGGCCAAGUGUUCCAAGGAGUCCCCACUUUCAGUGAUCUGGUCCAUCUGGCGGGCCGAGUGGCAGAUGGGCGAUUGACCAAAGAUCUACUCCAUCAGGCAUCCCAUAUGUUUUUUUGUUGGAUGGCUAGGAUUGCACGACAGCGGAUGUUUGUGCAGCUUCACCCUUCCAUGCUGGGGGGCCCUCCAGAUGAUCAGCCUUGAUUUUUGAGAGGUGGGCCCCACCUGGUUAGAGUGUUGGCCGGAAUGGGAGCGUCGGUAAUUCAGGCGAGUAUUGUAUAUUCCUUCUUAUCUGAUUGAAAUGCAUGGAGAAGGGUGGCGAUCUUCUGGAUAUACUAUUGUGACAUCUCAUUGACCUUCAUUUCUUAUAUAUAUUUGAUUUUGAUAGCUUCAACAUAUAGAAUAUGAGUGUCGUUGUUUUCUUUCUUUGUUAAUAAUUCAUUAUCAGCAUUCAGAUUGCAGUCUGAAUUGAUUUCUACGAUUGGAUUUGGGAACUGAUCCUUACAACAAUGAUGAACACAUCCGAAGUCAUUGCAGAAAAAAAAAAAAAAAAAAAAAAACUCAAACUCAUUGCAGAUACAAACAGCAGAUCAGGGCUUCAAGUGUUGGGAGCAGCUAGGAGUAUGGGCCUGAUUUUGUGUGACCCACGCACUAACGAGUGAUCUGGUAGGGCCCACUGGCCGACAUGGACUUUUGGUGGGCCGAAUCUCUUGGGUUUGCUUGGUUUCUUCAUCUGAUUCUAGUUCUUCCAUAACAACAAGACUGCAUCUGCAUACCCUGAUUUCGAAUGUUGUACAAAGGCUUUGUUAAAUCAUCUAAUGAAACUGAGAUGCUACUAAAGAGGUGGGGCUGACGUGAUAUCUUACGUUUUUGAAUGGUUUGUGAGAUGGGGGGUGACUAUUUUGAAGAAAUGGACAUUGAAGUCCUUCCUUCUAUGUGGCCUGAAGAUCUUAGAAAUGAAGUCGGCAAGCAAUUCAAUGUAGAAAAGCCCGGGAUGGACCAAGAUAUGUUGGAGGAGGUUACAAUCACAGAGGAGCCGUCUAUUGUCGAUUUCAAGCGCCUCUUAGAGCUAACUAGUUAUAGCGAGAAGAGCUCCUCUCAGUUGGCAUUCCUUGUAAAGCAGUGGGAAUAUAAGCAGGCUAAUGCUGUUCGCCUUCUGAAUGAAGAACUCAAGAUCCUAAACAAGCAAAGGAAGGAAGUGGAGCUACAGAAAUUGGAGAUCUUGGAGCAGCAUCGAUUUGAGGAAGAUAAGUAUGCUGGUGACAAGCGAUCAAUUUCCAUAUUGGAUGAAGUUUUAGAUAUAUGGGAAGCUAUACCUCGGAGGAAAAACGAUAGCAUUCUCCAUAAAAAGAAGCUUGAAAUAGAUGCUGAGUAUGAUACAAUUAAGUACUGGAAGCAGAGGGCCAAGGAACUGGAUAGAUUGUUGGAAGCUAGCAUCCAUAGGGAGCAUAUACUCCAGGAGAAGUUGCAGGAAAUUGUGAAAAAUUUGGAAAAGCAGUCCUCACCUGUUGAAGAAUUGUCUCAAAUUUUGAAAAGAGCAGAUAAUUUUCUACAUUUUGUUCUCCAGAAUGCACCCGUUGUAAUUGGCCAUCAGGAUAAAGAAUUGCGGUACCGGUUCAUUUAUAACCAUUUUCCGAGUUUACAAGAGGAGGACAUCAUUGGUAGAACAGACGUUGAGAUAUUUACUGGAGCUGGUGUUAAGGAAUCUCAAGAGUUCAAGAGGGAAGUAAUGGAGCGGGGUUUACCCGCAAAGCGUGAAAUUACUUUCGAGACCGAAUUAUUUGGGUCAAAGACAUUCUUGAUACAUGUUGAACCAGUAUUUAGCAAAUCCGGCGACACAAUAGGUGUGAACUAUAUGGGGAUGGAUGUAACGGAUCAGGUAAUAAAAAGAGAAAAGAUGGCAAGGCUUCGGGAGCAGAUAGCUGUGCAAAAGGCCAAGGAAACAGAACUGAAUAAAACAAUUCACAUAACAGAGGAAACGAUGCGGGCAAAACAAAUGUUAGCAACUAUGUCUCAUGAAAUAAGAUCUCCCCUUACCGGGGUUGUUAGUAUGGCUGAGAUCCUUGCCAACACAAAUCUAGAUCAAGAACAACGGCAGUUGUUGGAUGUUAUGCUAUCUUCUGGAGAUUUGGUUUUGCAACUUAUCAAUGACAUUCUUGACCUCUCUAAGGUGGAGUCAGGAGUCAUGAAAUUGGAAGCUACGAAAUUUCGGCCAAGAGAGGUAGCAAAACAUGUAUUACAGACAGCUGCAGCAUCAUUGCAGAAGGAACUAAUCUUGGAAGGACAUGUAGCAGAUGAUGUUCCUGUGGAGGUUAUUGGUGACGUGCUAAGGAUCCGGCAGAUUCUUACCAACUUGAUCAGCAACGCAAUAAAAUUUACCCAUGAAGGAAAGGUUGGGAUAAACCUUCGUGUGGUACCGGAACAAUAUUUUGGACACGAAGAGGGAUGCCAAUCAGCAGUUUCGGCAAAAGAACCAAUGGAAGAAAGUUCCUCUGCAGCAUCUCAGAAUAGCUGCAGUCCAGAAUCCAUGCAAUGUCAGACAUCCGAGGAAGAUCAUGACCAAUACGGCAUCCCUGAUGAUGGAGCGGGAACAUCAGUAAAAAUGGCAGCUUCAAUGGAUGAAUACAAAGAGAAGCAUCACCACCCUCAUGAAACAGUAGUCUGGCUGCGUUGUGAUGUAUAUGACACUGGAAUAGGGAUUCCAGAAAAGGCAUUGCCAACAUUAUUUAAAAAGUACAUGCAAGUCAGUGCAGGCCAUGCUCGAAAGUAUGGAGGAACAGGCCUUGGCCUUGCAAUCUGUAAACAACUGGUAGAGUUGAUGGGUGGUCAUCUUACGGUGACCAGCCGAGAGCAUUGCGGUUCUACAUUCACGUUCGUAUUGCCUUGUAAGGUAUCUCCAAAGGGGGACCAUUCUGAUGACCCUGAUGAUGAGCUCUCUGAUAUGGCUGAUCAUGAAGCUGUAGCCGAUCCCAACACCAAUGAAGCCAACAUUGGGUAUUUUCAAUUUCAACCACGCACAAUGGGUUCAUCUGGUGGGUCCACAACAAGGACAAAACUACUAUCACCGAGCAUUGUGCCCCAUAUUCCUUUGCAUAAACUAAAUGAUUUAUCAGCGGAUUCAUGCUCAGUUCCUUUGAAUAAUUGUAUAUCAAGAGAGUCAGCUUCGCUUGAAGAUGCUUGUUCAACUGCUGAUCCUGCCGAGAUAGUGUCGGAAAUUGAGAGUUCUCUAAGGCCAGAUGUAGACCUGAAUGCUGAAAGUUUAACUGGAAGAGGCAUGCAACGUCAUGUUGAUGCGAAUGGCCUUGUUAUGACGAGAUAUCAUCGACCGAGUACAGAUUCCAACAAUGUUCAAGGAAGUAGAGAUUCCCAACAAUGUAUGAAGAAAUGUGUAGAGGUAACUGACACAGACGAGAAGAAUGGUGAGGACCAUUCACCUUCAACUCAGAAACAUGGGAAAUCUGAUGGAGCUCUGGGGACUGUACCUUCUAGCAGUUUGGAGCUGCCCAAAUCCACAUUGCCGCCCAAGAUCCUCCUUGUGGAAGAUAAUAAGAUAAAUGUAAUGGUGACCCAGUCCAUGAUGAAGCAGUUGGGCCACAGCAUACGUGUUGUGAAUAAUGGAUUAGAAGCUGUUCGAGAAGUUCAAUGUUGUAGAUAUGAUCUUGUUCUAAUGGAUGUUUGCAUGCCAGUAAUGGAUGGCCUUCAAGCCACAAGGUUGAUUCGCUCUUUUGAGGAAAAUGGCAACUGGGAUGCGGCUGCAGAGGCUGGAAUCGAUCAAGCUGUGCUUUCUUCAGAUUCACAGCCAAACUAUCUCGAUUCUAGGAACAGACUCCCCAUCAUUGCGAUGACGGCGAAUGCAUUAGCGGAGAGUGCAGCCGAAUGUCUUGCGAACGGUAUGGAUUCCUUUGUAUCCAAGCCUGUGACCUUUCAGAAAUUGAAACAAUGUCUUCAGCAAUAUUUGCCAUCUAAAAAUCUGUAAAUUCCUGCUUUUGUCAUGUAUAAAGGAAAAUGAGUGUGAUCCAAGUUUUGUAAUCAAUGUAUCAUGUUUUGGCCUGCUGAUCUUA
Messenger RNA from Magnolia sinica, 4174 nucleotides. RefSeq names its product histidine kinase 5-like. Gene Ontology annotation, biological process: protein autophosphorylation; phosphorelay signal transduction system. The transcript is spliced from 14 exons. Bases 988 to 4089 code for a protein of 1033 amino acids. Gene Ontology annotation, molecular function: phosphorelay sensor kinase activity; histidine phosphotransfer kinase activity. The record is from RefSeq and is a predicted model, not a curated record. NCBI's taxonomy places the organism in Eukaryota, Viridiplantae, Streptophyta, Magnoliopsida, Magnoliales, Magnoliaceae.